This is a messenger RNA of Coffea arabica (coffee), 976 nucleotides long. The record is from RefSeq and is a predicted model, not a curated record. Lineage: Eukaryota; Viridiplantae; Streptophyta; Magnoliopsida; Gentianales; Rubiaceae.
GCUUGAUAGGCACGGUACAUAUAGAAGCAAGAAACUUACUUUGUUCCCGCCAUUGUUGAGAUAUAGCAACUGAGGUUGAUGGUUGGCAAACAAAGCUCUUGAUUCUCGUUAAGAAAGCUCUUGGCAAACAAAGGUCUUGGCAAACAAGCUGAAGAGUCUCUUAGCUCAUUAAGAAAAAUUUACCAGGAUGGUUAUCACUGAUGUUCAUGAUAUUGUGCUCCAUUUUAUGGGAAGAAAAGUAAGAGUGGCUAAGAGUUAUUGUCGCCUUCUUGAAUAUUUUAUCAAUUCUUCUUUGCUGUUGUCUCCAACCUCAGCAUCCCAGGCACAGCUGCUUGUGCAACCUGUUGCAGUUGGUCUGUCUAUUGGGUUGUUUCCUGUUCCUAAGGACCCUGAAGUGUUUGUUCGUAUGAUGCAGUCUCAGGUUCUGGAUGCGAUAGUUCCCAUCUGGAAUCACCCUUUGUUUCCAAAUUGUAAUCCAGUUUUUAUAACUUCUAUUAUUUCACUAAUCACUCAUGUAUAUUCUGGUGUUGCUGAUGUUAAACAAAAUCGUAGUGGGUUGUUAGGGAAUACAAACCAACGUUUGGUGGCUCCACCACCUGAUGAAGCUACCAUUGCUACCAUUGUUAAGAUGGGGUUCUCAAGAGCAAGAGCUGAGGAGGCAUUAAGAAGAAUGGAAACUAAUAGUGUCGAAAUGGCUAUGGAAUGGUUAAAUAGUCAUGCUGAAGAUCCUGUGCUGGAGGAUGAUGAAUUGGCUCGUGCACUUGCUUUAUCUCUAGGAAAUUCCUCAUAAGCAUCUAAAGUCGAUAACACUGAAAAAUCAGUGGAUGUUUUGGCAGAAGAGGAACAAAUUAAGACCCCUUCUGUUGAUGACAUCCUUGCUGCAACAAUGAAGUUGUUUCACAGUAGUGAUUCAAUGGCUUUCCAGUUGACAGAUUUGCUUGUGACUCUUUGCAAUAGGAACAAAGGAGAAGACCGU